This is a messenger RNA of Naegleria lovaniensis, 1236 nucleotides long. RefSeq lists its product as uncharacterized. Gene Ontology annotation, biological process: proteasome-mediated ubiquitin-dependent protein catabolic process. Gene Ontology annotation, cellular component: proteasome regulatory particle, base subcomplex. Lineage: Eukaryota; Heterolobosea; Eutetramitea; Acrasida; Naegleriidae. Gene Ontology annotation, molecular function: ATP hydrolysis activity; ATP binding; proteasome-activating activity. The record is from RefSeq and is a predicted model, not a curated record. Bases 1 to 1236 code for a protein of 411 amino acids. The transcript has 2 exons.
AUGCUCAAUAAUAGUGGCUCGGGUGUGCAAGUUGUAUUACCAUCAUCAUCUUCCGCAUCGGUGAAUGGACUCAAAAACUAUUACAUUGCCAAGAUCCAAGAGAAGGAAAUUGUUUUACGAGAUAAAAUUGAAAAUUUGAGACGAUUACAAGCACAGAGAAACGAGUUGAACGGUCGUGUUCGGAGUUUAAAAGAAGAAUUACAACAAUUGCAAGAACCUGGAAGCCAUGUAGGUGAAGUGGUUAAAGUAAUGGGUAAAAAGAAGGUUCUUAUUAAGAUCAGUCAAGAAGGAAAAUAUAUUGUAGAUAUUGAUAAAUCCAUAGAGUUAAAAGAUUUGACACCAGGUGUGAGAGUUGCUCUUAGAAAUGAUUCGUAUGCCCUUCAUAAGAUCCUUCCAAACAAGAUCGAUCCAUUGGUAAGCUUAAUGAAAGUUGAAAAAGUCCCAGAUGCUACCUAUGAAAUGGUCGGAGGUCUCGACGAGCAAAUCAAAGAAAUCAAGGAAGUGAUCGAGCUUCCAAUCAAACAUCCAGAGCUUUUUGAAAGUUUGGGUAUUGCUCAACCAAAGGGAGUAAUUAUGUAUGGACCUCCUGGUACGGGUAAGACCUUGCUGGCAAGAGCCGUUGCGCACCACACAGAUUGUACUUUUAUUCGUGUCUCUGGUUCUGAAUUGGUUCAGAAAUAUAUCGGUGAGGGAAGUAAGAUGGUGAGAGAAUUGUUUGUCAUGGCUCGUGAGCACGCUCCAUCCAUUAUUUUCAUGGACGAAAUUGACAGCAUUGGUAGCACGCGUACAGAAGGAGGAAAGGGAGGUGGUGACAGCGAAGUUCAAAGAACCAUGUUGGAAUUGUUGAAUCAAUUGGAUGGCUUUGAAUCUACUCAAAAUAUUAAGAUUAUCAUGGCUACAAAUCGUAUCGACAUUUUAGAUCCAGCUCUUUUGAGACCUGGUAGAAUUGAUCGUAAGAUUGAAUUCCCAAAUCCAAACGAGCUGGCCAGAUUGGACAUUCUCAAGAUUCACUCCAGAAGAAUGAACCUCACUCGUGGCAUAAACUUGAGAAAGAUUGCAUCCAUGCUUGGAGGUGCAUCUGGAGCUGAAAUCAAAGCUACUUGUACAGAGGCUGGUAUGUUUGCUCUUCGUGAAAGACGUGUGCACGUGACUCAGGAAGACUUAGAAUUGGCUGUUGCCAAGGUCAUGAAGAGAGGAGACGAGAGUAAUAUGAGCUUUAAGAAGUUAUUCAAAUAA